Molecule: messenger RNA, 1575 nt
Organism: Leptonychotes weddellii (Weddell seal)
Lineage: Eukaryota; Metazoa; Chordata; Mammalia; Carnivora; Phocidae
Source: RefSeq, a predicted model, not a curated record
AGGACCCCAGGAUCAUGACCUGAGCCGAAGGGAUCAGUGACAUUCCCGGAUGUGGCUGUGGACUUCACCCCAAAGGAGUGGCAGCUGCUUGACUGUGAGCAGAGAACCUUGUAUUGGGAUGUGAUGUUGGAGAACUUUAGAAACCUCAUCUCAGUGGAAAUUAUCUGCUUACUCAGUGAUGCACUAGAGAGAGAGGAGGGAAGCAAAGACAAUUUUUGAACCAAGAUAUGCUCACCUUCGAGAAAACACUGACCAAGGAGAGAGUCCAAAAUUAUAAUCUGAGUAUAAAAUAUAUUUCUUUAAGACAAACACAACGUAAAUGUGAGUCAAAUGGAAAGAGUCUGCAACCUAAUUCACACUUGCUCAGUUAUAAUAAAAGUUAUAUCCGAGAAAACUCUUAUGAAUACAAGGAAUGUGGAAAAACCUUCAGAAACAAGUUUUGUCUCAUUAAGCAUGAAAAAAAGCCUACAAGAAAAAAAAACCUUUGGAUGCCCUGAAUGUGGGAAAGCCUUCCAAAAGAAGUCUUGCCUCAUUAGACAUGAAAAGAAACAUACAAGGGGAAAAAAAAAAACCUUUGAAUGCAAUGACUGUGGGAAAGCCUUUAACAGUAAGGGACACCUUAUAGCUCAUCAAAAAAUUCAUAGUGGAGAGAGGCCCUAUGUAUGCAAUGAUUGUGGGAAAGCGUUUAUGCAUAAAGCACAACUGGUGGUCCACCAGAGACUCCACAUGAGAGAGAAACCUUACAAAUGGCAUCAGUGCGGGAAGUCAUUCACUUGGAACUCCUCCUUUACCCAACAUGUGAAAUCGCAUACAUUUGAGAACUCAUUUGAAUGUAAAGAAUGUGGGAAAACCUUCAGGUACAGCUCAUCCCUUUAUAAACAUUCUCGAAUUCAUACAGGAGAGAAACCAUACCGACGUAGAGAAUGUGGCAAAGCCUUUGCAGACUUCUCAGUGCUAGUCAUGCAUCAGAGGAUUCAUACAGGCGAGAAACCCCAUGGGUGUACUAAAUGUGGCAAAGCCUUCAUCAAGAAGUCACAUCUCCUUAAACAUUACUUAACUCAUACAGCAGAGCAACAAAACAAAUGUAGUGCGUGUGGGAAAUCUUUUAACCAGAAGACUCUCAUUCUCCAUCAAAGGAGUCAUAAAAACAGGGUAGCUGUGUGAAUGUGGGAAAACUUAAAAUUAGUUAGCCUUUUAAUAAAGCGGCAAAGAAUUCAUCAUGAGAAAAACUCUAUCAAUUGGAUAGAUAUGGAAAAGCAUGUUCUGAAAUUCAUAUUCUGUGAUACUACUAAUUUUAUUGAGAUUAUAGAAAAUUUUGAGUUAUAAAUUGACAAUUUUACUGUAUAGCAUAAAACGAGGAAGUUGUAAAAAAUUUAAAAAUCAAGGCAUCAAGCUGACUAUAAUUACAUAUAUGUACUGCCCCGGUUUACGAUUGUCAUACAAGUUAUACAAAUACAAUUAAUGCAUUGCUUAAAUUUGUAUAACCAUAGGUUUGAAAUACAUGCUAGGCACUUACACAAAAUUUUAUCUGUUAUGGUGAUGGUUACACAACAUUGUGAUUGUACUUAAUGCCAA